Messenger RNA from Zeugodacus cucurbitae (melon fly), 5853 nucleotides. Its product is annotated as solute carrier family 41 member 2. Lineage: Eukaryota; Metazoa; Arthropoda; Insecta; Diptera; Tephritidae. Bases 1711 to 3726 code for a protein of 671 amino acids. Gene Ontology annotation, molecular function: monoatomic cation transmembrane transporter activity. Gene Ontology annotation, cellular component: plasma membrane. The record is from RefSeq and is a predicted model, not a curated record. The transcript is spliced from 9 exons. Gene Ontology annotation, biological process: monoatomic cation transport.
UGGUGGCCGGCUGACUGACUGGCUAGCGCGUUGAUUUGUUAGCUGAUUGAACGCUUCGUGGUCGUCUUUAUUGUUGCAGCUCUAGCUUGUUGAGUGCUUGCUUGCUUGCUGAUCGCUGUUAGCGCUUUAUUAUAAUACCGAGCGUAUGCCGUCUUCGACCAUUCAGUGUACGUUAUUCCGGCGCACGGUUAAGACGGUUGGAAUAUUUUUGAAAUUUGAAUUUCGACCAAAACAAAGCGGUUCCGUUUAGACGAGUUGUUUCUUGUGUGUUUCACUUACGUUCGUUCGUUACAUAUAGUGCGGAAUGUGUUUAAUACAAAAAGAGACUUUCUGAGCAAUAAUAAUAAUAAAUUAUUGCUAACUAAGCAUUUAGUUGUGCCAAUAAACAAUUAAAAUAAAUAAAAUAAAAUAAAAUAAAGUGAAGCGUCAAAACUUGUUAAACAAAUUACUACACACGUUUGAAGUAUAAAUUUUAUAAGUUUAUAUAAAUAAAAACAACAACAAAUAAACUAUAUAAUUAAUUAAAUUUAUCUAACGUGUUUUGUGUUGAAUCCAUAUCAACGGUCCGGUGACUAAAGCCGAAGGCGCACUUCUGUCUCGCGAACAGAAUAGAAGCCAGUAAAACAGAAAAUCCUAACGAAAAUUAAGAAAAAAAAAUAACGUUGAUCCACACAACUUAUAACCUGUUUUCUUUCGAAACACUUCUUUCACUCAACAAGUUUUCGCUAUUUCCACUACUUAUUUCGUACACACUAACAAACAAUUUCAAAAACACACACCAACAAUAACAACAAGAGCAGCUGUAAAUACGAGUAACGUGAAAUCAAUAAGGAAACGAAGGCAGCUACUCAAAUUGGUUUCAACAAGCACGCGAUCUCUACAAAAAACUGUCUACGAUUGCUUACAAGACGCUCGAGUCUCUGCCCGAAUCAGCAACGAACGAUCUGCAGCACGAGACACGCCCACAAAAUCAACACGAAAAUGUAAACCAAACGUUGGCCGAGCUAAUCGCUGUAUUACCCACGGAACCUACGCCAUAUAAAUUAAUAAAAAUUUAUAACAUUUCCAAAAAGAAUUUAGUAUUUAUAUUUUUUUUUUUAAUUAUUGAUAACAAAUUUUGUUAAUUCUGAAAAAAAAAAAAACAAACAAACAAACUGUGUGUGAUAUUAUGUUUUCAUUUGUAAAUUAGUAUUAAUUUUUUAAAAAGUAAACAAAGAAUAUAGAAACCAAAGCGCCAAAAAAAUAUGUAAACAAUCAAAUACUUACAAAAAAAAAAAAACAAAUAUAUUUUUGUAAAUUUUGUAAAAAAAAAACACAAAAAUAGUUUCCAAUAAUUGGCGUUUUAAGUUUCGUUUGUACGCUUAAAUAUUUAGUACACAAAACCAUAUAGCAGCUUUAGAUUUUUAGCAAAAUUAAAAUUAAUUUAUUAAAAAAAAUAUUUGCCACUGUGUUGUAGUUAAUUUAAAUCGAUAAAAAAAAAGAUUACAAAUUAUUGAAAUUAAUUUAAUUAUAUUAAUUAAAUUUAGUUUUCAAGCAAGUUAGCACAAAUCAUAUUUGCGCUUACGAAAAUGUGAAGAGAUUUCAAUUCUUGCCUAGAAAGAUACACACAGAUUUUAGUAGCACAUUUACGCUAAGUAAAAAGUAAAAGUAUUCCAAUUAUAAAAUUUUUAAAACUAACUUAAAUAAAUAAAUAAAUAACAACAAUACAAAAUGCCGUCGCCGAGCAAGAAGCAAUCACAGCCGCAUUUGUCUUUAAUGACCAACAGCAGUGAUGAUUAUCUGAAAUUGGCCGAUGAUGCCGGCAUCAGUAAUGAAGGUUUUCAAGCGCCGCCAACACCACAAACGGCAACAACAAAUAUCUGCGAUAGCAUGGAAUUCAUAUCCACCACACCAGAUACAAUGAACACCAAACACACCAACAACAACAACAACACUGAUGAAUUAGUUUUAAGAAAUAACAGCAACAACAACAGCAAAAUCCAAAAUAAUAUCAAUAAUAAAAACAAUAAAAAUGACAACAACACACCAUACUACACGAGUAACAAUGGCGUACCACAUGGACACUAUCGUUAUACAUUGCCAUUGUCACUCACGGCGCCAUUGCCACAACCCUUGCCACCAACAAUAGCACCACAAAAGCAACAAUUACAAAAAGAUCAACAACAGGAUGAUAAAUAUAGAUUAUAUACAAUUUAUGGAAAUGACACCGACAAUGACAAGUUGUCCGGUCUCCCACAAUCGACGACUGGUUCACUAAGCUCAAUCAUCACGACGUCUAUAGCAUCCUCAGAACCAGAUCCUGGCACGGGUGGUGGUGGUCGUGGUAGCGGAGGCGGCGGCGGUGGCGGUCAUGGCGGCAGUGGCAUUGGUGCAUUAGACGCGACCAGUAUUGCCGGUGUGCCUGGUAGCAGUGAUGAGAAGUUGGCAUUAAAUCGACCGGGUAUUAAGCAGGAGAAAUGGUCAUCAAUAUUGUUGCAAGUGUCGAUACCGUUCUUUUUGGCUGGUGUUGGCACAAUCGGUGCGGGUAUUGUGCUCGGGCGUGUAGAGAAAUGGCGUGUUUUCAAAGAGAUCACCGAACUAUUCAUUCUCGUGCCGUCACUACUCGGCCUCAAGGGCAAUCUCGAUAUGUGCCUCGCAUCACGUCUCUCCACACAGGUCAAUUUGGGUAAUAUGACCUCACGCAAGGAAGUCAUCCGUAUGAUUGUCGGCAAUAUAGCGUUGGUGCAAGUGCAGGCGACGGUGGCAUCCUUUUUGGUCGCAAUGUUUGCCAUUGUUGUUGGUGCGGCAAUGGAUGGUACAUUCUUUUUUGAACAUGUUAUGCUGCUGAUAGCGUCCGCUAUGUUUACGGCGACCUCAUCGUGCUUUGUUUUAGAUUUUGUAUUAGUGGCUGUGAUAUUAUUGUCUGAGAAAUUUCAUUUAAAUCCUGAUAACUUGGCAACACCGUUAGCGGCAUCUAUCGGUGAUGUCGUUUCAAUAAGCAUACUUUCCUUCAUUGCUUCAAUACUAUUCGAUCACAUAAAAACCCAUUUAUGGAUCACAUUUGUUGUAGUCGCUUGCUAUUUAGUGCUUUUACCUAUGUGGGUUGCCAUUGUGCUCAAAAAUAAAUAUACUCGUCCGGUAUUGAAGAGUGGCUGGGUGCCGGUACUAUCUGCGCUGUGUAUAAGUGGUCUCGGCGGUCUUGUGCUCGAUGCCUCUGUCGAAAUAUUCAAUGGCUUCGUUGUGUUUCAACCGAUUAUCAACGGUAUUGGUGGCAAUUUGGUGUCGGUGCAAGCGAGUAAAAUCUCAACAAUGCUACAUCAGAGCUCAAUUAUUGGCAUUAUACCACCGCAUACGAAGAUCUUCGAAUGGCCAUGGAAAGCGCUAUUCAAAGGAGUUCCAUAUGCUAAAACGGCGCGCAUACUCCUCGGUAUGUCAAUUCCCGGCAAUAUUGUAUUCGUGUUUGUUGCCGAUUAUAUACACAUGUCCACGACCACGGUUACCGUUGCUUUCGUUAUAUCAUUUUUGAUGGCGAGUUUAAUUCAGGUUAUGCUACUGCUGUAUAUUGCACACGUUAUUGUGCAUGCAAUGUGGAAAUGGAAGAUCGAUCCUGACAACUCAUCGAUUCCUUAUCUAACGGCGCUGGGCGAUUUGCUGGGUUCAAGCUUAUUAGCGCUGUCUUUCCUCUUCUUACUUUCGAUUAAUCAAGAAUACGGCACCGAACUGAAUGAGCUCAAUGCCUCGAACUGAAAUUUGGAAAUGCGCCCCAAAUAAAUUAUGUAUGUUAAUAAAGGAGAGGGGUGUGAGGCUUCAACGUUUACAGUGAAACAAAUAAAAAAUACAAAAACAAAAAUAAACGAAAGGCUUUAAAGUGAUAAAAUAAGGAUUAUUGAAAAGAAGAAGAAGAAGCACGAACAGUUUCCCAAACCGCGGCUUGGUACAGCAGCAACAAAGUAUGCAUGUGUAUUUAACUACCCAACCUUCAGUACGUACCUAAAGAGCAUUAAUUUAUUUUUUUAAGUCAAGUGAAGCCAUAAAUAAUAACAUUAUAAAAUAUUGCAAAAUAAAAUAACAUAAAAGCGUUGAAAAACGAUGAUUUUUAUAUUAGUAUGUAUGUGUAUUUAUGUUAUGUAAAAAGUUAUUAAAUAUUAUUUAUAAUUUUAAAACGAAACGAAGUGAAAUGUUGGAGUUAGAAUAAAAUACGAUAACGAAAGGGGUACAAAAAUGAAACAACAAUUGUAGUGCGACUAUUUGUAAUAACUGUAAAACAUAUAUAUGUAUUAAAGCAAACGAUUUAUAAAGUGAAUAUUAAAAAACGUAAAACAAUUGGCAAGGCAAUUAUGCGUGUAUAUACGAGUAUGUUAAACGAAUUAUGCGUGAAUUUAUGUUAAUGAAAAAAAAAAUUAAAUUAAAUUAAAAAAUAUUUCAAAUUGUAGUAAUGAAAUUUGCUGGUAUUCAAAAUGUCACGCCUAUAACACACAAACCAAAACAUAUGUAUUGUAUUCAAUUGUGAAAAGACUUGCAUACAGAUAGUAUUAAACACAUACAUAUAUGUAUAUUUGUAUAUGCUUGCACCUGCAUGUCUGUAUAUAUGGGCGGUGUGAAGUAUGUAUGUAUGUAUAUGCCGCAAAUGCAAUUAUAAACACGUUUACUCGUUGGCGGUUUACAAGAAUAAUACAAUAAUAUUGUUAAUAAUUAUAUGCGUAAACACAUAAUUAAUUAGUACACAGAAGAAGUGUCAUAAAAAUUAAAAUAAAUUAAUAACCAAAUAUUCAACAAUAAGCAUAAUAUAUGUAUGUAUGUAAAUGCAACAUAUGUGGAAUUAUUAUUAACGUGCUGCAGUGAGAUUUUUUUAAUAAUGAUGCGUAAACUAGCUUGAGUUUGUUUAGUUCAAAUAAUACAAUAAAGUCAAAUAAAUAAGUACUUAGUUCAUUACACCUUGUUAAAAUGCAAAAAUGAAAAAUAAUAAAAAUUAUAAUAUACAUAAAACAACUCAAUUAUUACAUAAUAAGUAAAGCAAGUGAGAUACAAACAGACGGUGUAGUAAUUAAAAGGCUUUAAAUUGUUUGUGUCUAUAUUUAUGUAUUAUUAGUUUUUUUUAUUUCAUAUUACAAUCAUUUCUUACUUAUUAUUACUUAUACACAUUGGCCCUAAACCACCGUUUAAAGAAAAAUGCUUGUUGGUAAUAAUUUAAUUAAAAAUAAAUUUAAGUUUAUUUAGCAUAUGCAAAAAGAAAAAAAACUAUUGUACAACAAAAAAAAAGAAACAGAUUUAAUUUUUAUAAGUCUGCGCCAAGUUUUUGUUUGUAUGUUUCAAAAAUUCUAUUGUAAUGCUCAUUUCAAGAAUUUACACAUACAAUUAUAAUUGUUUUAAUUUAAUUAAUAGGCAGCAUGCGAUAGUUAACAAUUUAUAGUGUAAAUAAAAUAGUAUAAAGAAGUAUUUAUGUUCCAAAACGUUUACCGUUAUAUAAUUACACAGUUUAAUAUUAUUAUUUAUAUAACUGUAAUUUGCUGUGUUGAAUUUUUAAUAGCAACUUUUAUUGUAAAAGCUGUUCUAAUGUUCCCAUACUUAAUUCUACAUAUUAUGUACCUAGUAACUUAAUUUAUAUUUUUAGUUUUAAUUUAAUCAAAAUGGCAUUCGAGUUGUAUUUAAACGUGUACAUGCAAUCGCGUGCAGGUUUUUAUGGGAAAUGUGAUCGAUAUUAAUUAAUUAAUUUUAAAAUAGUUAUUGUAAAUUGUGUAUGUAACUUUUUAAUUACGUUAUUUUAUGUAAUAGGUUUUUAUUUACAUAAGAAUUACGAGAAAAAUAAACUGUAAGUAAACAACCAAAUUAAAAACAAUAAUUGAAAUUGCAAAAUAAAAUGUUUUAAAAUAUGUA